AUGGGCAGGCGGGUCUUCCUGGAGUCCAGGUUGGUGUCAGCCGCACCGCCCCUUCCUCUCUACACCACACUUUUCAGAGAAUUAGCCCUUUUUUCAGGGACCCAGAGCUCUGACCCCAGCCCAGGAAAUCCCGCCCUUCCCGUCCCGAGCUCCCGUGUCCCUGGGGUCAUAGCCUCCCUGCGGUGCAGGACCGACACGGACAGAGACCUGGAGACCCUGGUGCGCUUGGCCCAGGCCUGGGCGCCGCGGAGCCUGGGGGACAGCCAAGGGACCCGCGACAUCGUCAGCCCCUUUGGAACCGGGCCGGGCGGGGAGAGCCCUAAGCGCGGUGGAGCGGGGAGAGGGCCCCGGGGCGGAGAGGGGGACCUUGGCGCCAAGGCCGCAGCCCGGCCCGUCCACGACCCCGAGGGCAUCGAGGCCCCGCCCCGGGGGCGCUCCCGCGGUGACCCAGGACCUCACCGCAGGUCGCACCCGGUGCUCAGGAGCCCGGCCCGCCUCCACCUCCAGCCCACCUGCGCGCACGCCUGGUCCGCAGGCCUGGCUCUCGGCCGCGACCCCCAGGGCCGGCCCGGGGCCCGCGACCCCGCCGAGGCCUCCCCGCCGCAGGAUGCGCUCGCCACGGCCCGCGUGGCCUCGAAGGAGACACCGGGUCGGAGCAGCCGAGGCCGUAGGCGGGCGCAGGGCCCCCCCCCCCCCCCCCGGCCCCGCCGCCUCCUGCCACGCGGCGCCGGCGCCUCGUCGAGGGCUGGACCCGCGCGGAGACAAGACCCCCCCAGGAGGCGCCCACGCCGUCCUGCCGUCCACGCCCCGCGAGUGCUCCGCACCCGUGCCCGUCUCCCAGGCCCUCCCAUCGGAGCCGCGCGGGGGACACGGGGGAGGCAGUGGGGGAGGGGGCGCGGCGACGUGGCGGGGCGCCUCCCUUCCGGGGGCGACAGGGAGACGCCCACAGCGGGCUGCAGCCUCCGCUCGGGGAGGAAAUGCAGGGGCCGGGGUCGGGGGGCCCGGGGACCGCAGAGGCGCCGCGGCCCCGCCCCCGCUCCCCCCGCAACGCGGGCCCAGCUCCGCCCCCGACACCGCCUCCCGGGCCAGGGUCCUCCGGCCUUGAAAUGGCGAGCCCUGUGCUCCCGGAGCUCGGACCGCAUCUCAGGCCCUGGACCACCUGGCGGGCACCGGGAGCCGGGGAAGGAUGUCCGGGAGGGCGAUCCGGGAGGCAGCGCGGAGAAAGGAGACGCGCCCCUCUGGCCCGGGGGGAGGGAGUGGCGGAGGAGGGUUGGCGGGACGAGAGGGCAGGGGUCCCAGGGCGACCCCUCUCCCUCACCCCCGCAGACGCCUCUCUUGUCGGACUCCAGGCGGGGACCCAGGAGGAGCUGGAGGCGGGGGUCGCAACUCCUGGCCCGUCCGCCCUCCAGCCUGGAUGUCCCAGAACGAGUCAAGAUGGGCAAAAGGCCCUCGCGGGCAUCCUGGCCUCUGGCUCUGAAACAGCAUCUGCACCGCGGGAGGCACUGA
Messenger RNA from Hippopotamus amphibius kiboko, 1506 nucleotides. Its product is annotated as collagen alpha-1(I) chain-like. Bases 1 to 1506 code for a protein of 501 amino acids. The record is from RefSeq and is a predicted model, not a curated record. NCBI's taxonomy places the organism in Eukaryota, Metazoa, Chordata, Mammalia, Artiodactyla, Hippopotamidae. The transcript has 2 exons.